AUGUGGCUGACUCUUCUUUACAGUUGCACCGGUGGAGCAGCUCUCCUGUACGCUCUCUACAGAUGGGUGAUCCCCGCCGCCGUGCAGUAUCACGGAGGGCUGGCGCUGAUUUGGCACGAUGUCAUCGUGGAGCGAAUGCUGGACACACUGACCCAGUCGACACGUCCUCAGCGACUCCUGGGUGCAGUACAGAAGAACGCCACUAGAGGAGACCCUCGCAGCGUGGUCCAGGCCAUCGAUCAGUUCUGCAGGCAAAAGGAGUGGGCCAUGAAUGUGGGGGAUGAGAAAGGCUGCAUUCUGGACUCAGUGGUGUCUGAGGUGAACCCGGCCACGGUGCUGGAGCUGGGGACCUACUGUGGCUACUCCACGGUGCGGAUCGCCAGCCGGCUUCCUCCUCACGCCAAACUCAUCACUCUUGAGUUUAACCCAGACUUUGCUGUUGUCGCUCGUCAGGUCAUUGCUUGGGCUGGAGUGGAGGAUAAGGUCCACUUAGUCGAAGGAGCAUCUGGCGACUGGAUCCCCAAAAUGACAGAGCAGUUUGGGGUGAAAACAUUCGACUUGGUUUUCUUGGAUCACUGGAAAGAUCGCUACCUUCCUGACACGAAGCUGAUGGAGGAGUGUGGCCUCUUAAGGAAAGGCAGCAUCUUACUGGCAGAUAACGUCAUCUGCCCCGGAACCCCUGACUACCUUGAAUAUGUCCGAAGCAGCGCGAGAUACGAAAGCCAGUACUUCAAAUCUCACCUGGAGUACACCAAAGUGGAGGACGGCUUGGAGAAGUCUGUCUUCUUAGGGUAGUUUUUAAACCAGAAGUGCCAUGUUUUACACAGGUACAAGUAAACCUCAGACCUACGGAGACUUGAAACAAGAGUUGAAAUCUGCUUUUCUAAUGUCAUAGAGUGUGUU
This is a messenger RNA of Stegastes partitus (bicolor damselfish), 903 nucleotides long. RefSeq names its product catechol-O-methyltransferase b (gene comtb). The transcript is spliced from 5 exons. Gene Ontology annotation, molecular function: catechol O-methyltransferase activity. The coding region runs from base 1 to 795 and encodes 264 amino acids. Gene Ontology annotation, biological process: dopamine metabolic process; catecholamine catabolic process; developmental process. The record is from RefSeq and is a predicted model, not a curated record. NCBI's taxonomy places the organism in Eukaryota, Metazoa, Chordata, Actinopteri, Pomacentridae.